Messenger RNA from Hemicordylus capensis (graceful crag lizard), 7282 nucleotides. RefSeq names its product zinc finger protein 850-like. Gene Ontology annotation, molecular function: RNA polymerase II cis-regulatory region sequence-specific DNA binding; DNA-binding transcription factor activity, RNA polymerase II-specific. The transcript is spliced from 4 exons. Gene Ontology annotation, biological process: central nervous system development; regulation of transcription by RNA polymerase II. Lineage: Eukaryota; Metazoa; Chordata; Lepidosauria; Squamata; Cordylidae. The coding region runs from base 4 to 4851 and encodes 1615 amino acids. Gene Ontology annotation, cellular component: nucleus. The record is from RefSeq and is a predicted model, not a curated record.
UGCAUGCUCUGCGCGCGCACACACACCCCGCUAGCGCCCCUGAUUCGCACCCCGGGAUCGUGCAGGGGAGGCGAGAGAGAGAAAGCGGCGAAGUUGGGAGGAUUCAAGGACUGUUGUCUUGUUAGAAGUGGCCCGAUUCUCCUGAGGCAGAGAAGGCGCCCUUGGACCCCCUUGCCGGACUUUGAUCAGUUCCAGCAGGUGAUGAGUGGGAGAACCGAGAAUGAGGGAAAGCCCCAUGGAGAAUUGUUUGGAGGUGCCAGAUGGAAAAGGAGGGGGAAAGAGGGAAGGUCACAUCAAAGAAUCAACACAGAGGUGAAACCAUAUAAAUGCUUUGAGUGUGGAAAGAGUUUCAGUGUGAGCCAAUCACUUACCAUCCAUCAAAGAAUCCACACUGGAGAGAAACCAUAUGUAUGCAUAGAAUGUGGAAAGAGCUUCCACUUGAAGGGAAAUCUUACUAGACAUCAAAAAACCCACACUGGAGAGAAACCAUAUACUUGCAUGGAGUGUGGAAAGAGCUUCGGUAGGAAUAGCAGUUUUACUGUCCAUCAAAGAAAACACACUGGAGAGAAACCAUAUACUUGCAUGGAGUGUGGAAAGAGCUUCACUGUGAGUGGCAAUCUUACUGUCCAUCAAAGAAUACACACAGGAGAGAAACCAUAUGUAUGCAAAGAGUGUGGAAAGAGCUUCAGUCAGAGGGGAUACCUUACCGCCCAUCAAAGAACCCACACUGGAGAGAAACCAUAUGUAUGCAAAGAGUGUGGAAAGAGCUUCAGCUCGAAGGGAAAUCUUAAUCAACAUCAAAGAACCCACACAGGAGAGAAACCAUAUGUAUGCAUGGAGUGUGGAAAGAGCUUCAGUAUGAGUGGCACUCUUAUUGUACAUCAUCGAACCCACACUGGAGAGAAACCAUAUGUAUGCAUGGAGUGUGGAAAGAGCUUCACUAUGAGUGGCAAUCUUACUGUACAUCAAAGAACGCACACUGGAGAGAAGCCAUAUGAAUGUCUGGAGUGUGGAAAGAGCUUCAGAGAUCGUGCAACGCUUACUUUGCAUCAAAGAAUUCAUACAGGGGAGAAACCAUAUAAAUGCUUGGAGUGUGGGAAAAAUUUCAGUCAGAGUGGAAAUCUUACUGUCCAUAAAAGAACCCACAUGGGAGAGAAACCAUAUAAAUGCUUGGAGUGUGGAAAGAUCUUCAGCCAAAGUGAACACUUGACUUUGCAUGGUAGAAUCCAUAGAGGGGAGAAACCAAAUAAAUAUGUGCAAUGUGGAAAGAGUUUCAGUCCAAGUAGAUCUUUUACCAUUCAUCAAAGGACGCACAUUAGAGAGAAACCAUAUAAAUGCUUGGAGUGUGGAAAGAGCUUCAAUCAGAGUGGAAGUCUUAUUGUACAUCACAGAAAUCACACUGGAGAGAAACCAUAUAAAUGCUUGAAGUGUGGAAAAAGCUUCAAGCGGAGUGGAAAUCUUACUGAACAUCAAAGAACCCACACUGGAGAGAAACCAUAUACUUGCAUGGAGUGUGGAAAGAGCUUCGGUAGUAACAGCAAUUUUACUGUCCAUCAAAGAAUACACACAGGAGAGAAACCAUAUGUAUGCAUGGAGUGUGGAAAAAGCUUCAAGCGGAGUGGAAAUCUUACUGAACAUCAAAAAACCCACACUGGAGAGAAACCAUAUAAAUGCUUGGAAUGUGGAAAGAGCUUCCGCUCAAAGCGAUAUGUUACUGUACAUCAAAGAAUCCAUACUGGAGAGAAACCAUAUAAAUGCUUGGUGUGCAAAAAAUGCUUCAGUGAAGCUGUGAGCCUCAGAUCACAUCAAAGAACCCACACUGGAGAGAAACCAUAUAAAUGCUUGGAGUGUGGAAAGAGCUUCCGUGGGAAUAGCAGUCUUACUGUACAUCAAAGAAUCCACACUGGAAAGAAACCAUAUGUAUGCAUGGAGUGUGGAAAGAGCUUCAUUGCGAGUUGCCAGCUUACUGCCCAUCAAAGAAGCCACACAGGAGAGAAACCAUAUACAUGCUUGGAAUGUGGAAAGAGUUUCCGUGAUGGUAGAUAUCUUAUUGUACAUCAAAGAACCCACACAGGAGAGAAACCAUAUGUAUGCAUGGAAUGUGGAAAGAGCUUCAGUAAGAGUGGCAGUCUUACUGUGCAUCAAAGAACCCACACAGGAGAGAAACCAUAUAAAUGCUUGGACUGUGGAAAGAGCUUCAGCCUGAAUGGAAAUCUUACAAUCCAUCAAAGAACCCACACUGGAGAGAAACCAUAUGUAUGCAUGGAGUGUGGAAAGAGCUUCAGUAUGAGUUGCCAUCUUAGUAGUCAUCAAAGAACCCACACAGGAGAGAAACCAUAUGUAUGCAUGGAGUGUGGAAAGAGCUUCAGUAAGAGUGGCAGUCUUACUGUGCAUCAAAGAACCCACACAGGAGAGAAACCAUAUAAAUGCUUGGACUGUGGAAAGAGCUUCAGCCUGAAUGGAAAUCUUACAAUCCAUCAAAGAACCCACACUGGAGAGAAACCAUAUGUAUGCAUGGAGUGUGGAAAGAGUUUCAGUAUGAGUAGCAAUCUUAUUGUACAUCAAAGAAAUCACACUGGAGAGAAACCAUAUACAUGUGCAGAGUGUGGAAAAAGCUUCAGUCAGAAUGGGCAACUUACAGUCCAUCAAAGAACCCACACUGGAGAGAAACCAUAUAAAUGCUUGGUGUGUGGAAAGAGCUUCAGAGACAGCACAUCUCUUACAAAGCAUAAAAGAGUUCAUACUAAAGAGAGACGCUUUAAAUGCUUUGAAUGUGGCAAGAGUUUCACUGAGAGUGGACAAAUUAGUAAACAUAGAAGAAUUCAUACAGGGGAAAAACCAUAUAAAUGCUUCGAGUGUGGAAAGAGCUUCACACAGAGUACAGAGCUUACCAUACAUCAAAGAAUCCACACUGGAGAAAAGCCACAUGAAUGUUUGGAAUGUGGAAAGAGUUUCAGUCAGCGUGGAUACCUUACCAUACAUCAAAGAACCCACACUGGAGAGAAGCCACAUGAAUGUUUGGAAUGUGGAAAGAGCUUCAGUCAGCGUGGAUACCUUACCAUACAUCAAAGAACCCACACUGGAGAGAAGCCACAUGAAUGUUUGGAAUGUGGAAAGAGCUUCAGUCAGUGUAGAUACCUUACCAUACAUCAAAGAACCCACACUGGAGAGAAGCCACAUGAAUGUUUGGAAUGUGGAAAGAGCUUCAGUCAGCAUAGAUACCUUACCAUACAUCAAAGAACCCACACUGGAGAGAAGCCACAUGAAUGUUUGGAAUGUGGAAAGAGCUUCAGUCAGCGUAGAUACCUUACCAUACAUCAAAGAACCCACACUGGAGAAAAACCAUAUGUAUGCAUAGAAUGUGGAAAGAAGUUUAGUGUGAGUAACCAACUUAGUAGGCAUCAAAGAACCCACACUGGAGAAAAACCAUAUAAAUGCUUGGUAUGUGGAAAGAGCUUCAGUAGGAGUGGACCCCUUACCAUACAUCAAAGAACCCACACUGGAGAAAAACCAUAUAAAUGCUUGGAGUGUGGUAAGUGCUUCAGUGCAGGUGGACCCCUUACCAGACAUCAAAGAACCCACACUGGAGAGAAGCCACAUGAAUGUUUGGAAUGUGGAAAGAGCUUCAGUCAGCGUGGAUACCUUACCAUACAUCAAAGAACCCACACUGGAGAGAAGCCACAUGAAUGUUUGGAAUGUGGAAAGAGCUUCAGUCAGUGUGGAUACCUUACCAUACAUCAAAGAACCCACACUGGAGAGAAGCCACAUGAAUGUUUGGAAUGUGGAAAGAGCUUCAGUCAGCAUGGAUACCUUACCAUACAUCAAAGAACCCACACUGGAGAGAAGCCACAUGAAUGUUUGGAAUGUGGAAAGAGCUUCAAACAGAGUGGAGACCUUAACAUACAUAAAAGAACCCACACUGGAGAAAAGCCAUAUGUAUGCAUAGAGUGUGGAAAGAGGUUUAGUGUGAGUAGCCAUCUUAGUAGGCAUCAAAGAACCCACACUGGAGAAAAACCAUAUAAAUGCUUGGUAUGUGGAAAGAGCUUCAGUAGGAGUGGACCCCUUACCAUACAUCAAAGAACCCACACUGGAGAAAAACCAUAUAAAUGCUUGGAAUGUGGAAAGAGCUUCAGUGCAAGUGGACCCCUUACCAGACAUCAAAGAACCCACACUGGAGAGAAGCCACAUGAAUGUUUGGAAUGUGGAAAGAGCUUCAAACAGAGUGGAGGGCUUACCAUACAUCAAAGAACCCACACUGGAGAAAAGCCAUAUGUAUGCAUAGAGUGUGGAAAGAGGUUUAGUGUGAGUAGCCAUCUUAGUAGGCAUCAAAGAACCCACACUGGAGAAAAACCAUAUAAAUGCUUGGUAUGUGGAAAGAGCUUCAGUAGGAGUGGACCCCUUACCAUACAUCAAAGAACCCACACUGGAGAAAAACCAUAUAAAUGCUUGGAGUGUGGAAAGAGCUUCAGUGCAAGUGGACCCCUUACCAGACAUCAAAGAACCCACACUGGAGAGAAGCCACAUGAAUGCUUGGAAUGUGGAAAGAGGUUCAAACAGAGUGGAGAGCUUACCAUACAUCAAAGAACCCACACUGGAGAAAAACCAUAUAAAUGCUUGGAGUGUGGAAAGAGCUUCAGUGCAAGUGGACCCCUUACCAGACAUCAAAGAACCCACACUGGAGAGAAGCCACAUGAAUGCUUGGAAUGUGGAAAGAUCUUCAAACAGAAUGGAGAGCUUACCAUACAUCAAAGAACCCACACUGGAGAGAAACCAUAUGAAUGCAUACAGUGUGGAAAGAGGUUUAGUGUGAGUAGCCAUCUUAGUAGGCAUCAAAGAACUCACACUGGAUAAAAACUAUAUACCGUAUUUUACGGACUAUAAGACGCACCUUAAUUUUAAUGCAGUUUUUCAGAGUUUUCAAGCUUUCCUUCUCCUCUCGCCUCCAUCUCCCCUCCAAGCCCUCCCACCAUGCCCCACUCUGUUUUUCCCCUCUUCUGCCAGCAGCAGUGAGCCCACGUUGGUGACCCGCGGCGGCUGCUGCUGGUUGUUGCUCAUUGCGGCCGCUGGCGGGGCCCACCCGGGACCUCCUUCUCCACCUCCUCUUGUGCCUCCGGCGGCUCCUGCGGGCUGGUGCUCGCCUGCGCAGGCUUGUUUCCCGGACGAGCCCCGCGUCCCCUCAGAGGGCGGCAGCGCAGCAGCCUCCCUCACUGCAGCAGCAUCGGGGCGGCAACCAGAGGGAGCCCGGGGAGUGGGGCGGCAGGCGGGCUGACUAGGCCGCUCCCAGCAGGCCCCAGUGAGAGAGGAAGGGAGGUGGUAAGCGAAUCCUCCCUGCUUGCCCUUCCUCCUCCUCCCCCCUCUCUUUCCCGACAAGCCCUAAACUUCCAACUUCUCCCUGGCUCCGUCCGCACAAUCCAACAUGGCAGGGAGUGAGGAGCGGACGAGACCAAGCGGCGCGAGUGGAGAGGGGAGGACGGGGCUAGAGGCGAAGCAGCCGGUACAGGGAGCAGCAGCAACAACAGCGUCAAGCUUUUCGCAGAAGGGCCCGUCCGCGCCUUCGCUUUCCCCUCCACCCUCCCUCCUUUUCCGGAGUGUAAGACGCACCUGAAUUUGGGCGGAUAUUUUUUGAGGGAAAAAGUGUGUCUUAUACUCCGUAAAAUACGGUAAAUGCUUGUUGUGUGGAAAGAGCUUCAGUCAGAGUGGAUACCAUACAUCAAACAACCCACACCGGAGAGAAGCCACAUGAAUCCUUGGGAUGUGGAAAGAGCUUCAGAGAGAGCACGUCUCUUACAAAGCAUGAAAGAGUUCAUACUAGAGAGAGACUCUUUAAAUGCUUUGAAUGCGGAAAGAGCUUCAGUCAGAGUGUAAGCCUUUUUAAUCAGAUGACUCAUAUAGGGGAGAAACCAUAUAAAUGCUUGGUGUGUGGAUAGAGGUUCAGUGAUGGUUGAAAUCUUACUAAACACCAAGGAACCCACACUAGCGAUAAACCAUAUAAAUGUUUGUAGUAUGAAAAGAGCUUCAGUAUGAGCAGAUCAUUUACCAUCCACACUGGGGAGUGUGGAGUGUGAAUGUUUGGAGUGCAAAAAGUGCUUCAGCUGAGCUGACUGUCUGACAGUGCACCCAAGAACUCAUUGUGGGAGGAAGCCACAUAAAUACUAGAAGUGUGGCAAGAGCUCCAUCCAAACUUGACGGCUUAUUUUGCAUCAAAGAAUCCAUACAGGGGAGAAACCAUAUAAAUGUAUGCAGUUUGAAAAGUUUCAGCAUGAAUUUUCUGCUUACUUUACAUCAAAUAACCCACACUGGAACACAGGAAUAUAGAAAGCUGCCAUAUACUGAAUCAGACCAUAGGUCUAUCUAGCUCAGUAUUGUCUACACAGACUGGCAGCAGCUUCUCCACGGUUACAGGCAGGAAUCUCUCUCAGCCCUCUCUUGGAGAUGCUGCCAGGGAGGGAAUUUGAAACCUGCUCUUCCCAGAGCGGCUUCAUCCCCUGAGGGGAAUAUCUUACAGUGCCCACACAUCAAGUCUCCUAUUCAUGUGCAACCAGGGCGGACCCUGCUUAGCUAAGGGGACAAGUCAUGCUUGCUACCACCAGACCAGCUCUCCUCUCCUGGAAAGAAAUGCUGUAAAUGCUUGGAGUGUGGAAAUAGCUUCGGCCAAAUUUCACAGACAACAGUGGCGUAUCUGCCUUGGGGUAGCUGGGGGUGCCAUGCUAGUGCCACAGUGCCGCUGCCUGUCUGCCCAGUUUGGGGUUUUUUUGUUGUUGUUGCGGUGGGGUGUGUGUGUUCAGAGCAGGGCCCGCACUGCUCUUUGUCCCCAGCCGCGUGUCUUCCCAACUGCACAUCGUGCGCCUGUGCAGCGGAAAGAGAUUUCCCCAUUAGAUCAAUUGCUGUUUGAACUCUCUUCCUUUUAUUUUCCCAUACAAUGCAAAGCAACUGCUGUGUUGCUCUUUUGGGGGAGAGGGGAAAUGGUCAACUUUAGUAGUGCAAGACUGUGAAAUCAUUUUGCAGUCAAGGACUCCCCCCUCCACACACACACACACCCCUUGCCUCUUUAAAGUUUCAUGUUAGAAGAAUAUUGGCAUAUUCCUUUUCUUUCUUUUUAUUGUGCAUCUUUAACUAAACAAUAUCUGAUUGUAAUAUAACUGGCAGGAUAAACAUAAUCAUGGACACACUGCUCUGGGCGCCUUGGAGUAAUAGCGGGAUGUUGACAUGACAAUAAACAAAUGCCUUUAUAUAAUUUUCAUGUAGUGCCAUAAUUUGUUAAUUAAAAGAUUAACGAGCUUGA